GUGAUAAGCACGCCUGGCACUCAUCAUUCUCUCUCUCUUUAAAACCUUUUGGAAGCUUUUCCUCUCUUCUUCUUCUCAAAAGAUCGCUUCAUUUCUAGGGUUUUUCUCUCUCUCCUCUAUCUAUCUACCUGACAAGGUCGGCAUAGUCCAGAUUUAGGACAUUUCAACUUUCUUCUUCCAGCCAAAGCGUACAGAGAAUACUUCAAAACCCAAGACCAAUAUGGCUGUUUCCAUGAGGGAUUUGGACCCUGUUUUUCAGGGAGCUGGGCAAAAGGCUGGAAUGGAGAUCUGGCGUAUUGAAAAUUUUCGUCCCGUGCCUGUUCCAAAAUCUUCCUAUGGCAAGUUUUUCACAGGAGAUUCAUAUGUAAUUCUGAAGACAACUGCCUUGAAGAGUGGUGCUUUUCGUCAUGACAUCCAUUACUGGAUUGGCAAAAACACAAGCCAGGAUGAAGCUGGUACUGCAGCCAUCAAGACUGUGGAACUGGAUGCAGCACUUGGAGGACGCGCUGUUCAGUACCGGGAGGUACAGGGGCAUGAAACCGAGAAAUUCCUAUCUUAUUUCAAGCCUUGCAUCAUACCUCAAGAAGGUGGGGCUGCAUCAGGGUUCAGGCAUCCUGAUGUUAAUGAGUAUCAGACCCGUUUAUAUGUCUGCAAAGGAAAGCAUGUUGUCCACGUAAAAGAGAUCCCUUUUGCUCGGUCAUCACUCAAUCAUGAUGACAUAUUCAUUCUGGAUACCAAGUCUAAAGUCUUUCAGUUCAAUGGAUCCAACUCAUCUAUUCAAGAAAGGGCUAAAGCUCUUGAAGUUGUCCAGUACAUCAAAGAUAGUUAUCAUGAUGGGAAGUGUGAGGUGGCUGCCAUUGAGGAUGGAAAAUUGAUGGCUGAUGCUGAAACUGGAGAAUUCUGGAGUUUCUUUGGUGGCUUUGCUCCACUUCCUAGAAAAGCAGCCACUGAUGAUGAUAAGCAAAAUGAAGCUUACCCUGCAAAGUUGCUUUGCAUUGAGAAAGGGCAGGCACAGCCCGUUGAGGCUGAUUCCCUAAAAAGAGACUUGCUGGACACGAACAAAUCCUACCUGCUAGAUUGUGGACUGGAAGUUUUCGUGUGGAUGGGCAGAAAUACUUCUCUUGAUGCUAGGAAAAGUGCAAGUGCUGCUGCAGAAGAGUUACUUCGUGGUCCUGACAGGCCAAAAGCUCACAUAAUUCGCAUUAUUGAGGGGUUUGAGACGGUGAUUUUCCGGUCAAAGUUCGAUACAUGGCCGCAAACAGUUGAUGUAACUGUAUCUGAGGAUGGUAGAGGCAAAGUUGCAGCACUCUUAAAACGUCAAGGAUUUAAUGUGAAGGGCCUGCUGAAAGCUGCUCCACCAAAAGAAGAACCCCAGCCGUACAUUGAUUGCACUGGCAAUCUGCAGGUUUGGCGUGUGAAUGGGCGGGAAAAGAUUCUCAUUCCAUCUUCUGAACAGUCAAAGUUUUAUAGUGGAGAUUGCUAUAUCUUUCAGUAUACAUAUCCUGGCGAUGAUAAAGAUGAAUAUCUUGUUGGAACCUGGUUUGGAAGGCAAAGCGUCGAGGAAGAGAGGACUGCAGCAAUCUCACUGGCCAGCAAAAUGGUUGAAUCUUUGAAGUUUCAGCCUGUUCAGGCUCGCAUCUUCGAAGGCAAGGAACCUAUUCAGUUCUUUUCUAUCUUUCAGAGCUUUAUGUUAUUUAAGGGUGGUGUUAGCUCUGGAUAUAAGAACUACAUCAAAGAAAAAGAAAUCAGUGACGAGACAUAUACAGAAGAUGGUGUUGCAUUGUUUAGAGUUCAAGGUUCUGGCCCGGAUAAUAUGCAGGCUAUUCAAGUUGAACCGGUGGCAUCGUCUUUGAAUUCCUCUUAUUGCCACAUAUUACAAAAUGGCUCUACUGUUUUUACGUGGUCUGGAAACCUUACCACCUCAGAGGACCAGGAGCUUGUUGAAAGACAGCUAGAUCUGAUAAAGCCUAAUGUACAGGCCAAACCACAAAAGGAGGGUACAGAAACUGAACAGUUCUGGAAUUUACUUGGAGGUAAAUGUGAAUACCCCAGCCAGAAGAUUAACAAAGAAGCAGAAAGUGAUCCUCACUUGUUUUCUUGCACUUUCUCAAAAGGCAAUUUAAAGGUGACAGAAAUAUUCAACUUCACCCAAGAUGAUUUGAUGACGGAAGAUAUAUUCAUUUUGGACUGUCACUCGGAUAUAUUUGUUUGGGUCGGGCAGCAAGUGGACUCUAAAGGCAGAAUGGAAGCUUUGAAUAUUGGGGAGAAAUUUCUUGAACGGGAUUUUCUUUUGGAAAGAUUAUCUCGAGAGACUCCAAUCUUCGUUGUUACUGAAGGGAGUGAGCCACCCUUCUUUACACGCUUCUUCACUUGGGACUCUGCAAAAUCAACAAUGCAUGGGAACUCAUUCCAAAGGAAGCUUGCAAUAGUGAAGAAUGGAGUCACCCCAACUUUAGAUAAGCCCAAAAGGCGAACACCCACAUCACAUGGAGGAAGGUCUAGCGUGCCAGACAAAUCCCAGCGUUCCAGAAGCAUGUCCUUCAGUCCUGAUAGAGUUCGUGUAAGAGGCAGGUCCCCUGCCUUCACCGCGCUUGCUGCCAAUUUCGAGAGUCCAAAUGCAAGGAACCUUUCUACUCCACCUCCAGUCGUUAGAAAGCUGUAUCCAAAAUCUGUGACACCAGACUCUGCAAGCCUGGCUCCCAGAUCAGCAGCAAUAGCAGUCCUCACCUCUACUUUUGAACCUGCAGCUGCACGGGAGAGUAUUAUACCACGGUCAAUUAAAGUGAGCCCCGAGGUCCCCAAAUCAAAACCAGUGGCAGAGUCCAAGGAGAACAAUAAUUCUAUGAGCAGUAGAAUUGAGGCCCUUACUAUACAGGAAGAUGUGAAGGAAGGUGAGGCUGAAGAUGACGAUGGGCUCCCCGUAUUCCCCUACGAACGCCUAAAGAUAUCAUCCCCUGAUCCUGUCAAAGAGAUUGACGUGACCAAGCGAGAGACGUACCUAUCUUCGGAAGAAUUUCGAGAGAAAUUCGGCAUGGCAAAGGAAACUUUCUACAAGCUACCCAAAUGGAAGCAGAAUAAGCUUAAAAUGGCUCUUCAGUUGUUCUGAGACUACCAGAGACUUGUAGUUCAUGUCCCAUCAACCAGCAUGCAGGCUGUGAAGAACCAAGCCUGCAAAUCUAGGGACCCAAACUUAGGUGUGAAGGGUAAGCGUCAGUGCCUUUUUAGCUGCUUCUGCUCCCCAACAAUUCCAUGCCAUGAUCGACGACUGCCUAUCGGGGUUUCCUCAUUUUUCCUCCCAUGUUGUUUGGAUAUCCAUCUUUCUUUCUUUUCUUUCCUUCUUUAAUUAUUAUUAGCUGCUUGGUAUUCUUUUUGGUCACAGGUUUUGAUUGUGAGCUUGCAUUUUUGUUUUCUUUGCUUUUUUUUUUUUUAAAUUCAACAAUUGUUUCUACAAGAAUGAUUAAGAAAAAAAGAGGAAAGAGUCGUGCAGACUUCUAUGACUGUAUUUGUGUAUUGGAGGGAUGAUGAACAGUGUGUACAGCUGAGUGUAAAACAUUUAUUUGCGAAACCGAACAGUCUUGGUUUGUUUUUCAGAAAUAAAUUCCUCUUUUUUGGGUGCU
Molecule: messenger RNA, 3617 nt
Organism: Magnolia sinica
Lineage: Eukaryota; Viridiplantae; Streptophyta; Magnoliopsida; Magnoliales; Magnoliaceae
Product: villin-4
Exons: 24
Coding region: 221-3106 (961 amino acids)
Biological process (GO): actin filament severing; cytoskeleton organization
Molecular function (GO): actin filament binding
Source: RefSeq, a predicted model, not a curated record